This is a messenger RNA of Diachasma alloeum, 1610 nucleotides long. It is a transcript of the gene nopo, whose product is annotated as E3 ubiquitin-protein ligase TRAIP. Bases 139 to 1362 code for a protein of 407 amino acids. The transcript has 7 exons. Lineage: Eukaryota; Metazoa; Arthropoda; Insecta; Hymenoptera; Braconidae. The record is from RefSeq and is a predicted model, not a curated record.
UUCUAUGCAUAACCUCACUCUCCUAGACCUCCUGACGUCGUUGUCAAUCGAGGAAGAGAUUUUAUCAGACAGCUUUUGAGAAAUUAGACUCAGCAGUCCAUUGAUUCAUGAUUACCCUUGAGGAGUUUCGCGGAUAAGAUGCAGAGCUCGUCCUGCGCGAUCUGUAUUUCCCUUUUGGAUCGAAAUGACGAUAUUUUUUCGACCGUUUGUGGACAUGUUUUUCACAUGCCCUGUUUGACACAGUGGCUUGAGAGGUCGAAAAAUUGUCCUCAAUGUCGUGAAAAGCUCUCCAACAAUAAAAUCUUCCGUUUGUACUUCAAUUUCAACGCCAAUGACUCAAUCAAAGAGGAUGCAGGCGCCCUGCAGCUUCGCGUGGACAGCAUGCAGUUCCAGCUGGAUCUGAAAGACGCUUCCAUCAAUGAGAAUCAGAGGAAGUACCACGAGAUGAAGAAACAGAGGGACCUACUGCGUGCUGAGGUCCUCAAGUGCGAGAAUGAACUCACGAAGAAGGACUCAGCCAUCUUCGCUCUGAAGGAGCAGGCCAAGUACUUGAGGAUUGAGGCUGAGGAGAAGAAUGUCAUUGCAGCGAAAUUCGAGAGCUUGAAGUCGAAAAUUGAUGAAUAUAAAGCGGUUCAGAAACUACUUUCGUCCACUGCAAAUGCUGCUGAUGAACUUGUAGCUAGCACUAAUGAUGCCUCCAAACUCGGUGUUUAUGUUUCGGUUUUGAAAAGACAACUAGAAUCUGAAGUUCAACGUCGCAAAGAAUUACGAGACGUGAUAAAGGACCUGAAGGAAGAUAUGAAGAACAUGUCACAGGAGAAAAAUCAACUUGAGGCAGCCAAAACAGGACUGGAGAUAGAAAUUGAUGCCCUCGAGGAGCAGAACAAACGCUUGCGUCAGAAACUGGAGAAAAAUCCACAAACGGGACUAGAGGGUAACGAGGCAGAGGGAGAACGCAAUUCCAGAUCAGAAUUCCCAGCACUGAAACGUAAGAAGCUGAAUCACUCACCGAAAGUGGCACCAAGUACUGAUUCAAACGAUGAGGAGAAUGAUCCCCUCGUGCACAUGCAUUCCUUCAAGGUCACAUCAGCCAAGGAUCACUGCAGCAAUUUGCGUACCAAAGAGCUUCCUUCGAGUUCGAUUUUGAAGAAGAAACAGAGAUUGACUGCAACUGCUACUACAAGACUUCCGAAACCAGACGAUCGUUACGUCCCAGAUGGUCUCGGUGGCUACAUGAAGAUCGAGCAAUUUCCAGUGACAAGACAGGCCAGCAAAUCAAAUUCACCAAGGAAAGGAUCCCUCAAGCGCAAAGUGGACGACUCGAAGAAUCGUAAAAUCGACAGCUACAUAGACCUGACAUAAUUCAAUGUGUUUCUACGAUCGAGGUCGACUAAAUUGUUAAAUAACUGUGAUUGUAAAUCCCUAGAAACGACUGCUAUCAUCGACUCACAUGACCUAACUAAUCAUUCCUCAUUGUAUUACGUUCUUCAUGACUGCUAUAUUUUAUUUACCACUGCAUCAUCCGCUAAAUUUGCUCAUGAGACUUGAAUUUUUAAGAAUGCCCAGUGUACAUUUGAUAUUAAUUUCGUAUGAUUGAAUAAAAUAAAUGA